Messenger RNA from Colius striatus (speckled mousebird), 738 nucleotides. RefSeq names its product clarin 1 (gene CLRN1). Lineage: Eukaryota; Metazoa; Chordata; Aves; Coliiformes; Coliidae. The transcript has 3 exons. The coding region runs from base 1 to 738 and encodes 245 amino acids. The record is from RefSeq and is a predicted model, not a curated record. Gene Ontology annotation, biological process: sensory perception of sound; equilibrioception.
AUGCCCGCCCGGCAGAAGAAAAUGCUCUUCUGCAUCGCCGGGGUGCUGAGCUUGGCGUGCGCGCUGGGCACCGCGGCGGCCGUCGGCACGCAGCUCUGGGUCCAGGGCACGGUCCUCUGCAAGACCGGAGCUCUGCUCGUCAACGCCACCGGGCAGGAGCUGGACAAGUUCAUCGGCAAAAUCCAGUACGGGCUUUUCUACGGCGAGCGUGUGAGGCAGUGCGGGCUCGGCGGCAGACCUCUGCACUUCUCAUUUUUUCCAGACUUGCUCAAAAUUAUCCCUGCAAGUAUCCACGUCAGUGUCAUUCUCUUCUGUACAGUGCUGAUCAUCUUUGCUCUGGUGGGAGCAGGUUUCUUCAUGUUCAAUGCUUUUGGAAGCCCCUACGAAACGCUGCAUGGCCCCAUUGGGUUGUACCUCUGGAGCUUCAUCGCUUAUACUGCCGAGAUGACGAGCAUCUCCCUCUCCUUUCCAGGCUCCUGCGGCUGCCUCAUCAUGAUUCUCUUCUCUUCAGAAGUGAAAAUCCACCACCUUUCUGAGAAAAUUGCUAAUUUCAAAGAGAGGAGUUUCAUAUUCAAGACCCACAGUGAACAGUUUGCCGACUCAUUCUGGACCAUCCUGGUUUGCUCCCUGGUGCACUUCCUGAAUGCCUUGCUGAUACGAUUCGCUGGAUUUGAAUUUCCCUUUUCAAAACCAAAAGAUUCAGGGACAAUCACUGGAGCAGUUGACCUGAUGUAUUAG